Messenger RNA from Penicillium crustosum, 2481 nucleotides. Its product is annotated as ankyrin repeat domain-containing protein. Gene Ontology annotation, molecular function: protein binding. NCBI's taxonomy places the organism in Eukaryota, Fungi, Ascomycota, Eurotiomycetes, Eurotiales, Aspergillaceae. The coding region runs from base 1 to 2481 and encodes 826 amino acids. The record is from RefSeq and is a predicted model, not a curated record. The transcript is spliced from 2 exons.
AUGUCUGCGACAAAACAAACACUGGAACACCUCAAUCAGCGACAAGAAAGCAGUGAACAAUCCUGUAUUCUCAACUGGCUAUCUGCCGUUGAUUACACAUUACAGCAGAGCGAUCUCCUCGCUCGACGGCAAGAAGGAACUGGACAAUGGCUUCUCGCUUCGGGACAGUAUACGCAUUGGCUUCGCACACCCCGAGCCACCUUGCUUUGCCCAGGAAUGCCGGGUGCGGGGAAGACCAUAUGUUCUGCGAUCCUUGUCGAUGAUUUGACUAUGCGAUUCGAGGAUAAGCCAGACGUCGGCAUAGCUUACAUUUAUUGCAACUUUAAUCGUCAAGAUGAACAGAAGGCCCAAGACCUGCUUUUAAGUCUGUUGAAGCAAUUGAGCCAGAAGAGGAAAUCUACCCCAGACGCCGUGAAAGACCUCUACAAGCGCUACAAAACUACAUCGAAGCGUCCGCGAUUCGAUGAAAUAUCGAAAGCUCUUCACACCGUUAUCUCCUCGUAUUCCCGUGUGUUCAUUGUCAUCGAUGCCCUCGAUGAGUGUGAGCAUACUUGCCGUGUUAGGGUUUUGAGUGAGAUCAUGAAAAUUCAUGCUAGUGCUGGCGUAAAUGUCCUCGCCACAUCAAGGCCAAUGGAGGUAAAUGCUUUGUUUAAAUCAGGCGACUUUUUAGAGAUACGGGCUCAUGAGGAUGACGUUCGACGAUAUCUUGAUGGUAAUAUGUUCCGACUCCCGGGAUUUGUGAGUCGAAAUACUGCAUUGCAAGAGGAGAUUAUGACUGUAAUCUCCCACCAUGUCCAGGGAAUGUUCCUUCUUGCACAGCUUUAUUUCGAUUCAUUGAUUGGGAGAAGAUCAGCCAAAUCUACUCGAAUCGCUCUUAAAGAGCUCUCGAAGGGGUUUGAUGACUAUCCAUACGACAGGGCCUAUGACAACGCAAUGAGACGUAUUCAAGGGCAGAUAGGAGAACAGACUGACUUGGCGAUGCAAACUCUGUCAUGGCUCACAUGCGCAAGAAGGCCACUCACUUCAUUGGAGCUCCAGCAUGCUCUGGCAAUAGAGGAAGGAGAACCCACCAUUGAUGAAGAGAACAUGCCAGAAGUUGAAGAUAUCCUUGCUGUGUGCUCUGGGCUCGUUACCAUUGAAAAUGAAAGUGGAAUAAUUCGACUCGUUCAUUAUACGACGCAAGAAUACCUCGAGCGGAAGAAAGAUUUACUCUUUCCCAGCGCCGAAAAUGAUAUCAGUAGGUUAUGUGUCACUUACAUUUCAUUUGACACAUUUGGAUCUGGGAUCUGUGAAAGCGAUGAAGCGUUCGAGGAGCGUUUACAAUCCUACCCAUUCUACCCUUAUGCGGUAUGGAAUUGGGGCCACCAUGUAAAGCUGACCGGAACUUUACAACCUGGUGUGAUUGACUUUUUGAAAAAUGAGCCAAAAGUUGAUGCUUCAGAACAAGUAAUCCAUGUUAGGAGGUACUCAACCCCAAAAGAUUGGAGCCAGAAUUUUCCGAGGCAAAGAGCCGGGCUGCAUCUCGCUGCAUACCGUGGAAUUGAAGAAGCAGUGUCUUACUUUCUUCAACAGGGAUACCCCGUCGACAUUUGCCAUAAUGGUGGCUGGACCGCAUUGAGACAUGCCAUCUCAGGGGGUCAUUUGAAUAUCACCAAGUUGCUUCUUUCUUAUGGGGCUGAUCCAAAUGGAACAAGUCAGGACGCCUACACCCCGCUUUCAUCUGCUGCCCAGUAUGGCCGAGAGGCCAUUACCAGACUUCUUCUUGAAUGGGGUGCCGAUGUUGACGCCCCGUGUGGAUGGCAUGGAAGCGCCCUGGUCGCAGCGUGUGACGAGGGCCAGCUGAAAAUUUCGGAGAUUCUCCUCAAUAGCAAAGCAAAAAUCAAUAUCGAGAGCGAGCUCUGUGGUACUCCCUUGGAAGCUGCCGCUAAUGCAGGCCACUGGGAACUAGUAACCUUCUUGCUUGAGAAAGGCGCUGAGCCUAAUUCUCAAGGGGAUGAGGUUGAUACCGCGUUGCAAUCCGCGGCCUUCCAAGGCCAGGAAGACAUCGUACGAAUCUUGCUCAACCAUCAUGCGGAUGUGAAUCGACGGGCAGGGCGUCACGGAAACGCACUGAUAGCGGCUUCAAUGAACGGGAAUCAGAAAAUAGUGAAAAUGCUUCUCGACAGCGGUGCCAACAUAAACGCGGAGCAUGAGGUCGGCACAGCCCUGAUUGGUGCUGUUGCAAAUGGGCAAUUUCAAAUAGCAAAGAUGUUACUCGACAAUGGCGCUGACAUUCACGGGCGGGGAAGGCUACAUGGUACUGCCUUACAUACAGCUGCCUCGUUCGGAAAUAGUCAAAUGGUGCAAAUGCUUCUUGAUAGAGGCGCCGACAGCAGUAUUCGUGCUGGUGCCUACAAAACACCCCUUCGGGCAGCUAUUGCGCGAGGUCAUCAGGAUAUUGCCUCGCUCCUCAGAAGCCAAGGGCAGAACAUCAAGGUCUAA